Molecule: messenger RNA, 2001 nt
Organism: Trypanosoma brucei brucei TREU927
Lineage: Eukaryota; Euglenozoa; Kinetoplastea; Trypanosomatida; Trypanosomatidae
Gene: Tb927.7.700
Exons: 1
Coding region: 1-2001 (666 amino acids)
Biological process (GO): maturation of SSU-rRNA from tricistronic rRNA transcript (SSU-rRNA, 5.8S rRNA, LSU-rRNA)
Cellular component (GO): small-subunit processome; 90S preribosome; nucleolus
Molecular function (GO): protein binding
Source: RefSeq, a predicted model, not a curated record
AUGCAGGUAUCGCUCCAUAACAAGGUUAAAACCUACAACCUCACUGCCGGCAAGUCUCUACCGGAAUGGAUUGCGGAGCGACGGAAAAACAAGCGACUCGCGGGGGGAGAGCACCGUGUCGAACUAAUUCAUGACCUUGAAUUUCCUCACUUUGCGCGAACAAUCUUUCGAACGGCAAAUGGCACGCACCUAUUCGCUGCUGGCGACUACCCGCCCCGAUUAAAGUGCUUUGACGUAAAUCAACUCAGCAUGAAAUAUAGUUUCAACGCCGACAUGCCUAUACUUGGUGGGGUGUCACUCUCUCCCGAUUUCCGUAAGUUUGCGCUGCGGGGAGAGGGGCGGCAGAUUACUAUUCACCACUCUGCGGCUAUCGUUGACCGUGUUCGUGUUCCACACACGAUGAGGUGCUUGGCAUUUAAUCCCCACACAGCUGAGUUGUUGUCGAGUGGUACAUCACAUGAAAUAUUUCGUCUCAGUUUAGAAACUGGUUCCUUCGUUGAGAGCUACAAAACUCAGUGCGCCGAUGGUGUGAAUCACGUGGAGGUAUUUAAAAACCACGGCCUCGUGCUUUGUGCCGGUGUGGACGGUGUUGUAGAGGCAUGGGAUAGCCGGGCAGCUUCAUGUGCAGCGCGGUUAACAGUUGCAGGUACCGGAGCCGUAUCAGGUGUUGAGGAACGUUGUGAGUUACGCCACAUUGCCGUAGAUGAUGAGCGUGGCCUCCUGUUUAGCUGUGGGACAGAAGCCGGUCAGGUGCUCUUGUAUGAUCUCCGACUGCAGAAGCCGCUAAUUGUAAAGGAUCACAUGAACUCAUUGCCUAUUGUCAAAACGUACUUCUUUCAAGGUAGCAGCACUGCAACAGGAGAGGCGACACACGUGCUCUCCGCUGAUACGCGUAUGGUAAAGGUGUGGAGCAAGAAGGAUGGAAGCAACUUCACUAGCAUUGAGGCACCGGCGGAUAUUACGGAUUUUUGUGUCCUUCGCAGCCAACACAACAUUGUGGAACCUUUUGAGUGCAGUGAUAGUGGGGUCAUUUGUAUCUGCUGUGAUGCACCUCGGGUCCAGGUACAUUUCAUACCGCAGCUUGGCGUGGCACCGCGGUGGGCCUCAUUUCUGGAGAUUUUAACUGAAGAACUUGAGGAGAAGGAGAUAACAACCGUCUAUGACGAUUACACUUUUGUGUCCAAGGAAGAAAUGGAGAACCUUGGCAUGACGGCAGAUGAUUUGGCAGGGGGAAAGGUUCGCCCCGUCAUGCAUGGUGCCUUUAUUGAAAAUGCUUUGUAUCGUGAGCUGAAGGCCGUUGUUGAUCCUGGAGCGUUCAGCCGCUAUGUGCAGGAGAACUCGAGGCGCAAAACUGAGAAACGCUGGGAGGAUCGUAUUAGUAAAUUUAAGCGCAAUGCCAAUGCUGCUGAAACGGGUGACAAUGAAUUAGUUGGCGAUGCUGACAGUGCCAACGGUGGUCCAAUGACUGAUGGGAAAACCACUUUGAAGAAUCAGGCGCUUGCUGCUGCUCAAGCUGAUCCACGAUUCCAAAAGGCGUUCAAUGGAAGUAGGGGAACUCCUUUUGCGUUAGAUCCGUCAAACCCAGAAUACGCGAAGCUCCUGCAACAGAUAAAAGAGCGGCGUGCAAAGGCAAGCGAACGGAAGCAGCGAUAUGAAUCGGAGUUAUUUUCUAUUGUUCCAGAGGAUGUUGGCGAGAACGAAAGCGGCAGCAGCGAUGGUGGUGGUAAUAAUGAUAGCGGUGAGGACAAUGAGGACGAUGUCAACGAAGCAAAGAAACACCUUAAGGGUGUACGGAGUAGUGGAAAGCAGCAACGACGCAGACGUCAACGUCCUGAAGGCGAAAAGGAGGGAGCGUCGCGGCGUGUGACGUUAUAUGAGGCAAAGAAAGAUAGCCGCACUAACUUUACCAGCACAGAUAAGGUAAUCCAUGCCGCACGCAAGCGACAGAGACUUGAAAGGCUACCGUUGGAGGAACGGCUUCGGAGAGUGUCGUCUAAAUGA